Stylonychia lemnae is the source of this 2487-nucleotide messenger RNA. The record is from the annotation of a GenBank genome assembly. NCBI's taxonomy places the organism in Eukaryota, Ciliophora, Spirotrichea, Sporadotrichida, Oxytrichidae.
AUGACUAACAAUUCUGAAUUGGUAUCCGACACUGAUGAUUUCACAGCUUUUAAAAUGACUAUUAUCAAUGCGAAUCGAAAGGAUUUGAAGCAUCCAGAGUUCUUUGAAGGGUUUAAAAUUGUUACUGAUUAAGAAGAGUAACUUAACCUAUAAGCUUAACAAUAACAAUCUGUUUUGCAACUCAUUUAAGAAAAAAAGCUGAGGCGCCAGAGACAAUAAUAAAAACGGAUUAAAAACAGAAAUAUAAAUAACUUGACUUAAAAACAUAAUCAGCAAGUGAAUUAGAUAAUAGAUGUUAUUAUGAGUAAAGUGAUUCAUAGUAUAAUCAACUAAUUCAGCUCAAAGCUAAGUCAGAAGUUUGAAAAAUAAAGCAUAUUUAAAAAUAAGCCUAUUAUAACCAAGGCACUCAAGGUCAGUAACAAAAAAUGGAAUAAUAGAUUCGAUUCCCCUCGAACCUCUAUAAAGUCUAAUGUCAAAUCAGCUAUUACUGUUAGCAAUGUAUCAAAUCAGAGGCACAAGAAUAGUAAUCAAAAUUUUAAUAAAAAAAACAUUGAUGAGAUCAACUCAGCAAUAUCAUUUACAACAAAUCAAUCAUAAUUUCUAAAUCCAUUCACGCUCAAUAACAAUAAACUAAAUCCUCCUUAUAAGAAAUAAAUUUCUAGUUCGUCCCAUAACAAAGCAAAGGAGAAAAAUAAAAAUCCAUUUAGUCUUAUCAAUGAAUCUCCAAUGCAUACUCAACUUUCAGGAAGUGGUAUAGGGUCUGGAAAUAUUAAAAGAAGAUCAGAUGACUCAUAAAAUGGAUCAAUAUAUGCUAUUAGUGGAAAUGAGUAGAGGAUGAACCCCCACAAGAAAGAAAGUAUAAUGACCAUUAGAAAAUUUAGGACUCAAAAAGAAAAAGAUAUUAAUGAAUCUAAUUAGGACGAAAAAGAGUUGUAAAGUAAGUAACUUGAUUCACCAAUAGACAAGAAUAAGAUCAAUAGCUUAAAUGAAGUUGAGUCUGAAGAUUUCUCUGAAGAUGAAGAGGAGACAGGAAGUAUCACUGAGUCACCACAUGGGGGAAAGCACAAGCCUAAAAUACCAGACCAAAAGAGAAUGAAAAAGGUGACAAAAUAAAAAAACAGAGUGUUCUCAACAGAAAUGAAUUCUAAUAGCUAGAAUGAAGCAAGUCAUCACUAGUUUAAGUUAUCAAUAUCCUCAAUGGAUGAUCAUUUCAAGCCAAAUCUAUCAAAAACAAAAUACUCUUCAAGCUUUAAAGCUUAGAAAGUCGGAGGAAUGAAGGUUUAGACAAAGCGAAAUUCAAAUAACCCUAGAAGAGCAAUCAUUGCAAGUAAGCUAGAUUCAGGGGACGAAUAAAAUAAAAAAUCUUAUCUCUUAACAGGACUUGGAGACGAUAUUUCUGUAAUUCUUUAGACACAAAAUGAAGAUGAUAUGCCAGCAUAACAAAUUAGCAAUAACAAUGACUUUAACAACAGCACUUUUAAUGAAUAAAACAUUGAUUUUUCAGGCUCAACAAAUUAAACCAGUCUAAGGUAGUAAAGAAAAUUAAGAUAAGCUAGGAUUAAUCCAAUUAAACAUGAGAGCAAUAUCAACCAUUAGAAUGGAUCAAAAGUAUCUAAGUUAGCUAAGCUGCGGACAACAGGAAUGAGUCCGUAAUUUAAUAAGCAAGAAUACUCAUCUUAAUUGCAACUGUAAUAAGCAUACUCGGAGCAAAGAUAAGUAGUCUAACAAAAUAGUUCAGCCCUUAAUUAUGGUUAAUAAGCCUUUACCUAUAGGAACAAAGUAUAGAAAAGGUCCUAGCCUAUUGAAGGAGCUUUCUUUUACACAAGAAUACCAAUGACUUUAAGCAAGAAAAAUGAGGAAGUUUUGCGAGUAUAUAGAGAGGCAAAUUAAUAACUAUUUAAAUAAGUUGCUCACCACAUCACCAAAUCUCAAUAUGAAUCUACUCCAGGGGUUAUUAAUUUAAAUAAUAAAUUAAGGAAAUCAACUGAAUAAUUCAGCUAAAGGAAGACCACGUAUGGUAAUGUUUAAAAUCAAAUUAAUGACCAAGACAAACAUAUUAAAAAUCAAAAUUAAUCAACCUAAUUUAGAGUGGGUAAUUUAAUAUCCAAAAGAAGCUUAGUAAACUAAAACAUAUCCAACGGUUUUCCCUAAGUUAAUAAAUAAUCCUCUAUUGAUCAGUAAUCACCUGAUGAUUUGGCAUAGCAGGUUGAUUAGAGUUAAAAUGACGAGUUAAAUAUAACUAAGUAUUCAAGUAACUUUAGAUAGUCAAGGUAAAAACUACUCUCGAUGAGGAUUGAGGAAUAAUUGAGCUAAGUUUAACAGCCUUCAGAUUCAAUGACUAGAGCUGAUCAAUUUAGUAAGACCAGAAGAAGUUUUAAAAACGCUGCUAAACUAAUUUACAAAAUAGAUAAAAAUGAUAUGCUAGAUAAAAUACUUCAGAGAACGAGUCCUACCAAAUUUUACAAUGAUAUUUAAUAUGCUUAAUGA